AAUCGAGGAAAUGAUAAAACGUCCCCAACAGCCACCGUCUGGUCUCCUUUUUCACCACCACCAUCGCCAUUGUCAACACUCCUCUUUUAUAACAAGGGCCGCCUCUCCGACGACUCUUGGCUUGACCCGGUGUUCACUGGUGUCUUUCUUCUUUACCUAGAGGGUCCCUAUUCAGUCUACUUUGCCAUAAGUUACUAACUUCACCAUGGAUGCGCUAAACGCGACCACCUUCGCGUCCUUCAACCAGACCAAGGACUACUUUGUUGUCCUCGAGGAGGUUUCCAAGUACAAUGUUCAGCUCAACAUCGUCGAAAAGCUCUGGGCCGCUUGGUACCUCUGGAUGCAGAACGAUACCCUCGCGACCGGCAUCAUGAGUUUCGUCCUCCACGAGCUCGUCUACUUCGGCCGCUGUAUUCCCUAUAUGAUGAUGGACUACAUCCCCUAUUUCCAACAAUUCAGAAUUCAGAAGCAAAAGGUUCCUACUCUUAAGGAGCAAUGGGAUUGCGCCGCCAUUGUUCUUAUCAGCCACUUCACCGCCGAACUUCCUCAGAUCUGGUUCUUCCACCCUAUCGCUACCUACCUCGGUAUGGACUACGGUGUGCCCUUCCCUCCUGUCUGGAAGAUGGCUCUCCAGAUCGCUAUCUGCUUCGUCAUGGAGGAUGCUUGGCACUACUGGUUCCACCGUGCUCUGCAUUACGGUCCUCUCUACAAGGCCAUCCACAAGAUGCACCACACCUACUCUGCUCCUUUCGGUCUCGCCGCUGAGUACGCUUCGCCCAUCGAAACAGCUCUCCUCGGAAUUGGUGUCGUCGGAUGCCCCGUUGUUCUCCUUGCCAUCACCGGCGAGCUCCACCUCUUCACCAUGUACACCUGGAUCGUCCUCCGUCUUUUCCAGGCCAUCGACUCUCACAGCGGCUACGACUUCCCCUGGAGUCUGCGCCACUUCCUUCCCGUCUGGGCCGGUGCUGCCCACCACGAUCUUCACCACGAGAAGUUCAUCGGCAACUACGCCUCCAGCUUCCGCUGGUGGGACUACUGCCUGGACACCGAGGCUGGUGCCGAGGCUCACAAGCGCCGUCGCGAGAAGAAGCUCGCCGAGAUUAAGGCCAAGAAGGCGCAAUAGAGUGCUGCAAAGAAAGCCUGGCACGACGACAGAUAAUCGAUUGCGGUGAAUCGAGUCCGACCCAGGGAUUUCACGACCGGAAAUAAAAUGAGGAGGGUGUUGAUCAUGAAGACUUAGACUGUUCGCAAACCGGGCACAUUGUCUCCGUCGCUAAACUCGCGGCUCGAGCAUUCGCAUGGCGUUGGGGAUGUUAACUAAGAACGACUUUUUACGCUUGUAUAUAAAAACCUGCCCUGGAGAGGCUUUAGACAUAUUUAAUAAUCAAC
Messenger RNA from Fusarium redolens, 1389 nucleotides. RefSeq names its product fatty acid hydroxylase superfamily-domain-containing protein. Lineage: Eukaryota; Fungi; Ascomycota; Sordariomycetes; Hypocreales; Nectriaceae. The transcript has 3 exons. The record is from RefSeq and is a predicted model, not a curated record. Gene Ontology annotation, molecular function: iron ion binding; C-4 methylsterol oxidase activity. Bases 206 to 1123 code for a protein of 305 amino acids. Gene Ontology annotation, biological process: ergosterol biosynthetic process.